UGGCUGAAGCUAUGGACUUUAAACAAUCAAUCAGGGAUCAAACCCACGUCUCAACGACACUCGCAGCCCACCUUCUCUCCAAAAAGCACGACUCUAACGUUGUUUUCUCUCCAGUUUCGAUUCAUGCCGUCCUCAGUUUACUAGCCCAGGGUACCACAGGUCGAACACGCGACCAACUCCUCGCUUUCCUCAAAACAAAUACUACCCAUAACCUCAACUCUCUUUAUUCACAGUAUGUGUCCUCUAUCUUUGGGGACAGUAGCUCCACUGAUGGACCUCGGUUGUCCUCUAUCUUUGGGGACAGUAGCUCCAGUGAUGGACCUCGGUUGUCUAUUGCAAACGGGGUUUGGGUUGACAAAACCCUUUCUCUGAAGCCUUCUUUCAAGCAAGUUGUCGACGACGUUUAUAAAGCCGUUUGCAAACAAGUUGAUUUCCAAACGAAGGCUGCUGAGGUAGUCGAUGAAGUGAAUUUGUGGGCUGAAAGGCAAACAAAUGGCCUUAUCAAAGAACUCCUUCAUGCUGAUGAAGUAAGCAGUCUCACAAGACUCAUCUUUGCAAAUGCCCUCUACUUCAAGGGAACAUGGAGGGACCCCUUUGACCGAGAAGCGACAAUAGAAUCCGAUUUUCACCUCCUCGGUGGAAACAAAGUUCAAGUUCCCUUCAUGACCGACAACGAAUUCAAAUUUGUGUGUGAAUAUGAUGAUUUCAAAGUACUAGGUCUUCCCUAUUUACGAGGUCAAGAAAGACGUGAGUUCACAAUGUACUUUUUCCUACCCAAUGCAAAAGACGGCCUUCAAUCUUUAGUACAGAAAAUUGGUUCCACAUCUGACUUUUUAGAUAGUCACAUUCGAGGUCAACAAGUAGAAGUCGGACGCUUUUUGCUACCAAAAUUUAAGAUCGAAUUCAGGUUUAAAGUUUGUGAUAUGUUGAUGGAAUUAGGGCUCGUAUUGCCAUUCACGGGUGAAGAUGGUUUGACUGAAAUGGCUGAUUCGUCUGCUGGUGAAAGGCUUCAUGUUUCGAGCAUUCACCAAAAAUCUUUUAUGGAGGUGAAUGAAGAAGGUACAGAAGCAGCGGCCGUUACAUAUGAGCAGUGUUAUGGUUGUGCGUCGGAUGAAGAGGAGCCCAGGAGGGUGGAUUUCGUAGCGGAUCAUCCGUUUUUAUUUGUGAUAAGAGAAGAUGUGACAGGGGUUGUGUUGUUUGUGGGACAGGUAAUUAACCCGAGUGUUGGUUAAAACAUAUUAUCAUGAAGAUGUGACAGGGGUUGUGUUCUUAAUAAGCCAUUUCUAUUUGUGUUUGCUAUUGACUUUUGUAUCAUCUGGUUUUUGCACUCCUCAAACACACUUAUAAAA
Messenger RNA from Helianthus annuus (common sunflower), 1349 nucleotides. RefSeq names its product serpin-ZX. The transcript has 2 exons. Gene Ontology annotation, molecular function: serine-type endopeptidase inhibitor activity. The coding region runs from base 12 to 1232 and encodes 406 amino acids. NCBI's taxonomy places the organism in Eukaryota, Viridiplantae, Streptophyta, Magnoliopsida, Asterales, Asteraceae. The record is from RefSeq and is a predicted model, not a curated record.